Messenger RNA from Truncatella angustata, 1409 nucleotides. Its product is annotated as putative 2,3-diketo-5-methylthio-1-phosphopentane phosphatase. NCBI's taxonomy places the organism in Eukaryota, Fungi, Ascomycota, Sordariomycetes, Amphisphaeriales, Sporocadaceae. The transcript has a single exon. The coding region runs from base 300 to 1172 and encodes 290 amino acids. The record is from RefSeq and is a predicted model, not a curated record.
GCAUAGAUAUAUAGAUAUCAACUUCUGAUACAUAUACCUAUUUCUUCCGCCGACUAUACUGAACUCCAAACUCAACAUGCCUGUCGCACUCAGCCCUCCUAUUCCUCAAGUCAAGGCCAUCGCGCCGGAGACUUCCAAGAAGAGAAAGAUCAUCUGCUUCUCAGGUACGAACAAUCUUGGCAGCCACCCUCAUAACCUCAUCUCAAUAUACCUGAGCCUCUUAGGGGUUCAUACCCAGCUCAUGACCUAGUCCAUAUACGAUAUACUAACGCGCCUUAGAUUUCGAUGGUACCAUCUUUAUGCAAGAUACUGGCCACGUGCUCUUUGACAACUAUGGAUGUGGAUCCAUGAAGCGCGAGAUCCUCGACGAACAGAUUAAAACUGGCGAGCGAUCUUUCAGAGACGUCUCGGAGGAGAUGUGGGGCUCCUUGAAUGUUCCUUUCGACGAUGGUUUCGAGGUCAUGGAGAAGAGCCUCGACAUGGACGUUGAUUUCCAGACCUUUCACACGUGGUGCCUGAAGAACAACGUCCCUUUCAACGUUAUCUCUGCUGGUCUCAAGCCCAUCCUGCGCAAGGUUCUCGACACCUUCCUGGGCGAGGAGGCAUCGUCUCACAUCGAGAUUAUUGCCAACGACGCAGAGAUCAAGGCCGAUGGCUCAGAGUGGAAGCCUAUCUGGAGACACGACACUGAGCUCGGUCAUGACAAGGCCCUUUCCGUGAAUGAGGCUCGCGCCGAGGCCGAGCUUACCUGCGAUAACGGCUCCAUCCCCUUGAUCGUUUUCAUUGGCGAUGGCGUCUCCGAUCUGCCUGCUGCACGCGAGGCCGAUGUCCUGUUUGCCCGCCGCGGCCUCCGUCUUGAGGAGUACUGCGUCGAGAACAACAUCAAGUACAUCCCCUUCGACACUUUCGCCGACAUCCAGGCCAAGCUUGAGGAGAUCCGCACGGAGGACGAGGAGAAGACUGCUGGUCUGGGCCUGCCCGCCAUCUUCAACCCCCGCGCCAACCUCUGGAGACGUGUUUCCAGCAAGCAAGCCGUCCCCCGCUUCGCUAUCAUGUCGCCCUCGAAAGAGGAGAAGAUGUUCCUCUGGCCCGAGGCUUACACCGAGCUCAAGACGCCCGCCGUCGAGCUUACCGAGAUUGCUGCUACCACUGUCACUGCUGUUCAGGCAUAGACGUUUCUCCCUUCUUUCACUGAUUGCAUAUACCGGCGUUUGUUUGCUUUGAGCUAUGAUUUGGGUAAAGGGCAUUAGCAAUGGCGCAAUGGGUAGUACACAAGAGCGUACAAAGGCGUUUCAUACACCGUCGGCGACCAGAUAUCUGGUGUCACGAAGAAUUUAUAGACUAGAGAGUACUAGAAAUGUUACAAUGAAACAUCAAUAUCUAGAUUGAAGCAAGUUCUGUGUUACCUG